AUGUCCGGCCGCAUCAUCAUCGCGCCUCUCCUCAGCCGCCAGACCCUACACCUCGUGUCACGGCGCACCUCGACCAUCACUGCCCCGUUCACAGCAACACACCACACAACACAACCCAGCAGGGCUCAAACCCGCACGAUGGCCUGCAAGAGCUCGUCCUCCGACCAGCCGACGUUUGAAAAGAUCCCGUCAACGCCGAUCCGCGUCCUCCGCACCGUCCCCUCAGUCCGCCGCUGGAGGAAACCCCACAUGCUCGACCAGCGGUCCGUCGGCCUGGUCCCGACCAUGGGGGCGCUGCACUCGGGCCACGAGUCGCUGAUCCGGCAGGCCGCGCGCGAGAACCACCACGUCGUCGUGUCCAUCUACGUCAACCCGGCGCAGUUCGGCCUGGCCGAGGAUCUAGAUAGCUACCCCGCCACCUGGGACGCCGACUGCGCCCUGCUGCGCCGCCUGGACCGCGACCUGGCCGACGACGGCGGCAACCUGGGCCGCGUCACCGCCGUCUUCGCCCCUACCACCCCGACCAUGUACCCAUCGGGCUUCCCCGGGCAGGCGCCAGACUCAAAGGGCAGCUUUGUCACGCUGACGCCCGUGGGCGAGCUGCUCGAGGGCCGCACGCGCCCGACCUUCUUCCGCGGCGUCGCCACCGUCUGCAUGAAGCUCUUCAACAUCGUCCAGCCCACCCGCGUCUACUUUGGCCAAAAGGACGUCCAGCAGACCGUCGUCAUCCGCGCCAUGGUUCGCGACUUUUGCCUCGACACCGAGGUCGUCAUCGGCCCCACCGUCAGGGAGGCCGACGGUCUGGCUCUCAGCUCGAGGAACGUCUACCUCGGCGCGAGGAGGAGGCGCGCCGCGACCGUGUUGAACCGCGCCCUGCGCGCCGCAGAGGCCGCGUACCAGGCUGGAGGUCUGACCAGGGCCGAGAUACUGGGGCCGGCCGAGGCGGUGACGAGGGAUACCCUCGCGGCGCAGAUGGCUCUGUCGCCCGAGGAGAGGGUCGUCUUCGAGGUCGACUACAUCUCCCUGGCCGAUCCCGACACAAUGGUCGAGAUAGAAAGCGUCGACCCGGAGAGAGGAGCCGUGCUGAGCGGCGCCGUCAAGAUGUUACCCAUCGAGGCGCCGCAGCCUGGUGAAGACCUUGGCCACAGCGGCGGGCCGGCCGUGCGACUGAUUGACAAUAUAAUUCUGAAUCCUGUACAAAAAUAG
This is a messenger RNA of Pyricularia grisea, 1206 nucleotides long. RefSeq lists its product as uncharacterized. NCBI's taxonomy places the organism in Eukaryota, Fungi, Ascomycota, Sordariomycetes, Magnaporthales, Pyriculariaceae. Bases 1 to 1206 code for a protein of 401 amino acids. Gene Ontology annotation, molecular function: pantoate-beta-alanine ligase activity. The record is from RefSeq and is a predicted model, not a curated record. Gene Ontology annotation, biological process: pantothenate biosynthetic process. The transcript has a single exon.